AUGAAGUUCUUGUCCCUUCUUGCCGCUGCCUCCACGGCGACGGCUCAUACCAUCUUUGUCCAGCUCGAUGCCGGGGGCAAGGUGUAUCCUGUCUCGCACGCUAUCCGGACUCCCACCUAUGAUGGCCCGAUCACCAACGUUAACUCGAAUGACUUGGCCUGCAAUGGGGGGCCAAACCCGACAAUGAAGUCGAAUGAGGUCAUCACCGUCCAGGCAGGCACGACGGUCAAAGCGGUGUGGAGGCACACGCUGACUUCGGGGCCGAAUAAUGUCAUGGAUGCUUCCCACAAGGGGCCGACGUUGGCGUAUUUGAAAAAGGUUAGCAAUGCGCUGACCGACACGGGGAUUGGAGGGGGGUGGUUCAAGAUUCAGGAGGAUGGCUAUAACGGGGGGAAUUGGGGGACCAGCAAGGUUAUCAAUAAUGCUGGGUUGCAUUAUAUGUUUGUUUCCCCCCCCCCCCCCCCCUUUUUUUUUUUUUCUUUUUUCCUCUCUCUGUUGUAUGAACUUUCGUGGUUGAUAUCAAUGGAAUGCGCCCAAAUCAACAUCGUCGGCGGGACUGGCGCGGUCUCGCCCAAGACGUACUCCAUCCCCGGCAUCUACAAGUCCAACGACCCGGGUAUUUUGGUCAACAUCUACUCCAUGACCACGUCCUCAAAGUACACCAUCCCUGGCCCACCCCUCUUCACCUGCGCCGGCGGCAGCGGAGGAUCAGGUCCGGUGACGACCCAACCUGAACCAGUGGUGGAGGAGGUGCCGGUCCCGACCCAGCCAGAGCCGGUGGACAGCGGGUGCGAGGCUGCGCAGUGGCAGCAGUGCGGUGGGCAGAAUUAUUCUGGUUGCACCAGGUGCGCGGCUGGGUUUACGUGUAAGAAUAUCAAUCAGUACUAUCAUCAGUGCUCGUAG
Messenger RNA from Podospora anserina S mat+, 903 nucleotides. RefSeq lists its product as uncharacterized. Gene Ontology annotation, molecular function: cellulose binding. Bases 1 to 903 code for a protein of 300 amino acids. Gene Ontology annotation, cellular component: extracellular region. Gene Ontology annotation, biological process: carbohydrate metabolic process. The transcript has 2 exons. Lineage: Eukaryota; Fungi; Ascomycota; Sordariomycetes; Sordariales; Podosporaceae. The record is from RefSeq and is a predicted model, not a curated record.